Rubroshorea leprosula is the source of this 1491-nucleotide messenger RNA. NCBI's taxonomy places the organism in Eukaryota, Viridiplantae, Streptophyta, Magnoliopsida, Malvales, Dipterocarpaceae. The record is from the annotation of a GenBank genome assembly.
GUCUUCUUGAUCUUCAUUGCUGCCUCACAUAUUUUCUUAUGCAACCGAUGAGAUUCACCUUCAAAUGGCUUCACCAAUGAUUGCAUCAUGUUGGUAAGAUCCACUACAUAUUCUACUAUCUGCUAUUUGUCUCUCAAACCUUGUAAUUGAGGAAGCCCAAGUUCUAAACCAGCUGAUUGCAUCAUGUUGGUAAGAUCCACUACAUAUUCUGCUAUCUGCAAUUUGUCUCUCAAACCUUGUAAUUGAGGAAGCCCAAGUUCUAAACCAGCUGAUUGUAUCAUUUUUGGUUUUUCUAUUCCAUAUUCUGCAACCUGCAUUCUCAACCUUCUUCAAAAACACUUGAAUUGAUCAGGAAACAAUAGUUCCAUGCCCAGAAGAAAUGCAAACAUGGCUGAAGCACCGACGGCAAGACGUUGAAGAAAAACUGCAUGCUCAACUUAGGCAGCCUGGGAAGAUUGCAAAGAAGGAAGUUGAAGCUUGGCUAGAGAAAGCAGACCAAGAAACUGCAGAAAAAGUGGUUGAAGAUCUAAUCUGCAAAGGGGGUUGUUUCACAUAUAUUUGCUCCUCAAGAAAGCUCGAUAAAAGGACUCAAUCUACUGAAGGAACAUUUAAGCAAGGAGAAAAGUACACUAGUGCUGGUGAGAGUUUGGUUGAAGAUACUCCCUCAAUUGAGUAUUGGGCAACUGUAUUUAAAGAAAGGCAAGAGCAGCUGAAGCUCCGACAGAAAGUCAUUGAAGGAAAAUUGGAGACUCAACUUAUGCAGCAUGGAAAGAUUGCAAGCAUGGAAGUUAAAGACUGGUUGAAGAAAGUAGGCCAACAAAUUCCCAUAAAGGUUGAAGAUCUAAUCAACCAAGGGGGAUGGUCCUCUGUAUCCAACCUCGGGAGAAAAAUUGAAGAAUUGAAGCAAAUAUUUGAGCAAGGAGAAAAGUACACUAGUGCUGAUGAGAGUUUGGUCGUAGAUACUCCCUUAAUUGAGUAUUGGGCAACUGUAUUUGAAGAAAAGCAGGAGAGGCUAAAGCACCAAAAGGAAGACGUUGAAGCAAAUUUGAAGACUCAGCGUAUGCAACCUGGAAAGAUUGCAAGGAAGGAAGUUGAAGAGUGGCUAGAGAAAGCAGGCCAACUGAUUGGCAUAAAGGUUGAAGAUCUGAUCAGCCAAGGGGAAUGUUCCUCUCCAUCUAACCUCGGGAGAAAAAUUGAAGAAUCGAGGCAAAUACUUGAGCAAGGAAAAGAAUUCACUAAUGCUGGUGUGAUUUUGGUCAGAGAGGAUCACUCAAUCAAAGGAUUUCCACUUCUUGUUGAAAAAUGUAGUGGCAGGGAUGAUAUACAAGAAAAAAUUCUGGAAUGGUUGAAGGGAGACAAGGUUACAAGAAUUGCAGUAUCGGGAAUGGGUGGCUGUCAAAAGACUUUAACAUUACUGUCCAGCAGAAAAAGAAGUUUGAUAUUCUCCAGUUUCAGAAAAAGAUUGCACGUAGCUUGAAACUAGAACGAGAG